CGCUCCGCUCUCUUUCUUUGACCCUUAUACCAUACACAAUCGUCAACGUUCUUUUUUUACGUAGUACUCCGUAUUAAUGUAUAUCCCUCUCAAGACAGAGUCAAGAAAUUAAAGCCGAUAUAUAUGUAUAUAUAUGUUUCUCAUCUGAAAUAACUCACACCGGUCCUCGAUCAUUUCCAGUUCAUUAGUAAUUGAUUGUUCUUACAAUCUAACUCGUUAAGAUAAGUUCUGAUCUUGAUCUGACUGGUUGCGUAUAAUUCGUUACAACUUGCAAGCUAGAAGGAGUUUGUAUUUAAGGUGAGAAGAAACACGUAGAGAUCAUCAAAUCAAAGAAUGGGAAAUAGUUUAGGGGGGAAGAAAACAACUAAAGUGAUGAAAAUUGAUGGGCAAACGAUGAAAUUCAAGACUCCAGCAUACGCCGGCGAGAUCGUGAGGAAUUACCCGGGGCAUGUUUUACUAGAUUCCGAGGCCGUGAAGCACUUCGGCGUUCGGGCCAAGCCGCUUGAGCCGCAACAGGAGCUGCGGAGCAAGCGGCUCUAUUUCCUCGUGGAGAUACCAAAGGUCCCCGAGGAAAGAACCCCGAGGCGGGUCCGGUCCGGAACGAUUCAGAUGAGCGCCAAGGACCGGCUCGAGAGCCUAAUGCUGUCCCGAAGGUCGUCCUCGGAUCUGUCGUCGAUGAACCCAUCUGCUAGAUUUCCCGUCGAGGCCGAGAAGGCGGGAGCAUCCGAGAACGGUGGCGUGCGCCUCAAGCUCCGGCUCCCCAAGGUGGAGGUAGAGAAGCUGAUGAUGGAAUGUAAGGAUGAAGAGGAGGCCGCCGCAAAGCUCAUGCAGCUUUGCAUGGCCGGAAACGGCUCAGCUGAUAAAGAUGAUCACGUUCAAACGGCAGUCGCCGCCGGGUGUAGUAGUAGUGAUCAGGGAAGGAGUAUGAAAUGUUCUAAAUUGCGCGAGAAGAGGGUAGGAUUCUUGCCAAUGAACCAAGGAGAGAUCCACCAAUUAGCAGUGGCAUCUUAGCAAUAAUAGCAGAGUGUCAAGUAGUAUAGUAAUUAAAUAUUACAUUACAUACUAUAUGUUCAUAUGGAAAUUCUAUAAUCACCUAUCUACCUGCUCUGAUGUUUUGUUGUUUUUAAUCACCCUGUAAAUGUGCAAGCUAUGUCCAUAGAAAUCUCUGCGUGUAAAUGCAAGUUAUGAAUCCAUGCUCACAAUGCGAUUAUACCAUUUCGGUGAUUUUGUGAAUUCUGUGAGAUAAAAG
Molecule: messenger RNA, 1249 nt
Organism: Cuscuta europaea
Lineage: Eukaryota; Viridiplantae; Streptophyta; Magnoliopsida; Solanales; Convolvulaceae
Source: the annotation of a GenBank genome assembly